AUGGAAGCUCUCUCAAGAAGAGAAGAAGAAUCAGUGAUGGAACUUGCAAAAUCUCAAGCUUUGAAAGCGUGUGAUGAUUUAGUCCGUGCCUUUGCUCAUUGUGCCGAAGGGAGGACGUUUUCUUUACCAUUUGCUUGUCGAACACAUUUGAAUGCUAUGCAAGGAUGUAUGAGAGAAUACAUGACUCAAGAUCGAUUAGACGAUAUGAAACUUGAUUAUAUAGCUCAUCGAUCGGAGAAAGGUAGACAAGCUGUUGAAGAGCUGAAAGCUGCCAGACUUGUAAAAUUGAAAAAGAUGAUGGGGAGGGGUAACGAAGUUUGA
This is a messenger RNA of Tremella mesenterica DSM 1558, 321 nucleotides long. RefSeq lists its product as uncharacterized. The record is from RefSeq and is a predicted model, not a curated record. The transcript has 3 exons. The coding region runs from base 1 to 321 and encodes 106 amino acids. Lineage: Eukaryota; Fungi; Basidiomycota; Tremellomycetes; Tremellales; Tremellaceae.